AUGUAUGACCGUACAACCGUUCAAGGUGCUACUUUUAACAUGCAUGGUCAACUGUACAGCGGGCACCCCAAUGACACGGCUUUGUCCUGUAGUCCAGUGGUCAUUGCACUGGGCUCUGAGUCAGACGACCUGGGUUCUAGUCCUGGCCAGGUACCAACUGGUUCAUGGCUACAAGAGUGUUGCAUCUCUUUGUCACCAUCAAAUGAUACUUUGGCUGUGGCUAAAAAUGACAAAGCUGUUUUCCUGGCCAGCAGAUGGAACAAGCCAUCAGAUAGCCAGCCAAGUACAAAAUAUGAAAUCGUGUGGAGUGGUAGUCUUGCCACAGAGGAAGGGGAAUGUAUUACAGAUAUAUUGUGCAUACCAUUGGCUUCUCAACACAAAAGUUCUCAAGGAUCACCAGACUGGACUUGCAUUGUGGCUGGAUUUACAUCAGGAUACAUGAGGAUCUAUUUACAGAAUGGAUCCCUUUUGCUGUCACAGUUUCUUCAUGAUAACCCAGUGUUAAGGCUUAAAUGCAGAACUUGGCAAUCAUAUAAAAAUCAUGGCACUGCUGAGCAGGUUGAAGAACUUGCCAUCCUGUACCCAACUGCAAUGGUUAUUAUUGAUGGUUUUAGUCUGUAUCAGUCACUGAGAGCUUGCAGAAACCAACUGGCAAGAGCUCAAGCCAGUGGCCUAUCUGAACUCAUUGGUCCCCCUCCUCUUGCUUACAAAAAAUGGAGAUUUGAUGGUCAAGGGCACAUCACAGAUAUUGCUAGUUGUGGUGUUGUACCCCCUAAUAUGUUUGAUCAGUUGCAAACAGCCUCAUUCAUCGGAGGUUUCCAUGCAAGCAUCAGAGGUACCAUGCCAGCCAUGUCUCACUACAUCAGCACAGGGAAGGAGCCGUUUGUGGCAGUCUACACUUCUCUGGAGGGUAGUUCACCUCCUCUUAUUUCUGAUGUUGCACUGGCAGUAGCUAGCAAAUUAACAACAGCAGUACUGUCAAAGCUCUCAGCAGCAAGUGGUUGGCUUGGAUGGGGUACCAACCCUGCCCGUCAGUCAACUGAAACAACAAAACCUGCAAAGCCCAAGGUGGAGAAAGGAACUUCGUUACCAGCAAGAUUUGGGUUGCCUGAUACACAUCGUCAUGGAACAAGCAUCACACUAGCUCCUAAUGGGCGUUUGGCCGUCACAACUGAUGAUUUUGGUCGAGUUAUGUUACUGGAUGUUAAAAAGGCCAUUGUGAUUAGAAUAUGGAAAGGUUACCGUGAUGCUGAAUGUGGCUGGGUAAUGGUUAGUGAGGAGGAUCAUCAAGAGGAGGAACCACCCAAGAGCUCAUUGAGAACAGCUCUGUUUCUUGUUAUUUAUGCCACAAAGAGAGGAAUCCUUGAGAUCUGGAGAACUGAACAGGGGCCACGUGUGGCUGCCUUUAAUGUUGGAAAGGAUUGUAGGCUCUUGUAUGCUGGACAUGGAAUCAUGGGAUUAGGUCAUGUGAUCAAGCAGGGGCAGGCUCUCCCACAGCACACACUGAAUUGUACUCUAAUCCAAGGGGAUGGUACAUUGAAAACUUUCACUGUACCAUUUCACUGUGCCCUGAGUGACAAGCACAGUAAGAGAGUCAGAGAUCUACACCUUUUAAAAAAACUGUCAGCUCUUUUGGAUUCAAUCAAAUCUGGCCAAGAGUCCAAGGCAGAGAACAUAAACAAACUGGAAAAGGAUUUGUUAAAUAUUCUCAGUGAAAUACAAACUCCACAACUGCAUCAGCAGGGUCUUCAGUGUGUUUUGUCCACUGUGGGAAUUCCUUCCUCUGUCCUUCUCAAAGCUGUGACAGCUGUCAAGGACACAGUUCAAAAGCAAAUGGACUUUUGUGAUGUUCAGAGGCAACUAAUAGAAACACAUGAUUCAAUCCAAAAGCUUGACAAAGAAGAAGAAUCAGGCUCUGAGGAGAAACCCUGGAAAGGAAAGAGUAAAGAACUAGUAUGUGGUCUUAUUUAGGCAGUGGUCUAUUAGUAGUUAUUAGUGCAGCAGGCUUAGUGUUGAGAGUUAUUACCUUGGCUGGGUCAUUGUGUUGUGGUUGUGA
Pocillopora damicornis (cauliflower coral) is the source of this 2056-nucleotide messenger RNA. Its product is annotated as rab3 GTPase-activating protein non-catalytic subunit. The record is from RefSeq and is a predicted model, not a curated record. Gene Ontology annotation, biological process: regulation of GTPase activity. NCBI's taxonomy places the organism in Eukaryota, Metazoa, Cnidaria, Anthozoa, Scleractinia, Pocilloporidae.